CGCUGAGGCCUGUGGCGCCGUCACCCGGCAGACCCGAGCGGGUGGAGGGAGGCGCUGCCGGCGAGGCGCGCGGAGACAGAUCGGGGCUGCACCGGCGGCCGGUCCACCCUCCCGCCGCCGUCCUCCGGCCCGCGGACCGCGCGGUCCCGUUAUCAUGUCGUUGAGGCAGCGGCUGGUCCAGCUGGUCGGCAGUUUGCAGGACCCGCAGAAAGUGGCUCGUUUCCAACGGCUGUGCGGGGUGGAAGCGCCGGUGAGCCGCACCGCCACAGCUGCCGCCGACCCGAGGGAGGAUGAGAAGGCGGAGGCGCCCCUCGCCGGGGAAUCCAGGCGCCGAGAGCGGCAGCUGGGGGCGUCCGGAGGCCCCCCGCCGCCCGGGAGCGACCGCAAUCAGUGCCCAGCCAAGCCGGGCGGCGGCGGCGGCGGCGCCCCCAACGGCGUGCGGAACGGGCGGGCAACCGAGCUGGGCCCGGCCUCGCAGCGGCGCGCGGGGGUCCUGCGCCGCAACUCGCUGACGGGCGAGGAGGGCCAGCUGGCCCACGUGAGCAACAUGCCUCUCUACUACCUGUUCUGCUUCGGCACGGAGCUGGGCAAUGAACUCUUUUACAUCCUGUUCUUCCCCUUCUGGAUCUGGAACCUGGACGCCCUAGUGGGCCGGAGGCUCGUGGUCAUCUGGGUGCUGGCCAUGUACCUGGGCCAGUGCACCAAGGACAUCAUCCGCUGGCCGCGGCCCGCCUCGCCGCCCGUGGUCAAGUUGGAGGUUUUCUACAACUCAGAGUACAGCAUGCCCUCCACCCAUGCCAUGUCCGGCACUGCCAUCCCCAUCUCCAUGAUCCUCCUCACCUAUGGCCGCUGGCAGUAUCCUCUUAUAUAUGGACUGAUUCUUAUUCCCUGCUGGUGUUCUCUAGUUUGCCUAAGUAGAAUUUACAUGGGCAUGCACUCCAUUCUGGAUGUUAUUGCUGGAUUCGUAUAUACCAUUUUAAUCUUAGCUAUCUUCUAUCCAUUUGUGGACCUGAUUGACAACUUCAACCAAACUCACAAAUAUGCUCCAUUAAUCAUCAUCGGGCUUCAUUUAGCCUUGGGGAUCUUUUCUUUCACUCUAGACACUUGGAGUACAUCCCGGGGAGACACAGCUGAGAUUCUAGGAAGUGGUGCUGGGAUUGCAUGUGGAUCUCAUUUUACCUAUAAAAUGGGUCUAAUGUUAGAUCCUCCUCUGGAUAUAUUACCUUUACCUAGGCCCCCCAUUUCAGUGACUCUGUUUGGAAAAGCCAUAUUGCGGAUUCUCGUAGGGAUGUUGUUUGUACUAGUAGUCAGAGAUAUAAUGAAAAGGAUCACUAUUCCUUUAGCCUGUAAAAUCUUCCAUAUACCGUGUGAUGAUGUUCGAAAAGCAAGACAGCACAUGGAAGUUGAACUUCCUUAUCGGUAUCUUACCUAUGGAAUGGUUGGUUUCUCUAUCACAUUUUUUGUUCCUUACGUAUUUUUCUUUAUUGGUAUCUCUUGA
This is a messenger RNA of Eubalaena glacialis (North Atlantic right whale), 1498 nucleotides long. RefSeq names its product sphingosine-1-phosphate phosphatase 1 (gene SGPP1). Gene Ontology annotation, biological process: sphingosine metabolic process; phospholipid dephosphorylation. NCBI's taxonomy places the organism in Eukaryota, Metazoa, Chordata, Mammalia, Artiodactyla, Balaenidae. The record is from RefSeq and is a predicted model, not a curated record. Gene Ontology annotation, cellular component: endoplasmic reticulum membrane. Gene Ontology annotation, molecular function: sphingosine-1-phosphate phosphatase activity. The transcript is spliced from 3 exons. Bases 155 to 1498 code for a protein of 447 amino acids.